Messenger RNA from Sus scrofa (pig), 4507 nucleotides. RefSeq names its product transmembrane protein 184A (gene TMEM184A). The record is from RefSeq and is a predicted model, not a curated record. NCBI's taxonomy places the organism in Eukaryota, Metazoa, Chordata, Mammalia, Artiodactyla, Suidae.
CCCCCUCCCCCUCCGCCCCUCCCCGCGGCCGGCCGGCAGCUCCGGUGGGCCACCUGGGAGGUGGGGUGCUGGCCGCCCCUCCCCAGACCUGGCACAGCCUCCAGAAAGUAGCCUGGCCCCACCCUCACUGGGGCCGCCAGUGGGGGCCACGUGGCCACACAAAUGACUGGCCAGGCUUCCCAGGAGACCGGGCCUCCCAGGACUGGCUUGGGAGCUUCCUGACUGCGAGCAGAUGACUCAUGCCUCAGGGCUCCUGGGGACCCCCCUGGUGUCGGCCACCUGGCUGCAGCCCAGCCCCCCGCCCACGGGCACGGCCGCACCAGCCGGGGCGCAGGAGGACCACAUGGGGAACGGCUCCCACGGCGCCUCCCAGCUCUUCCUCUGCACCCCGCUGGCCCGCGGCGUCUCGGGCAUCUUCGUGUGGACAGCCCUGGUGCUCACCGGCCACCAGAUCUAUCUGCACCUGCGCUCCUACACGGUCCCCAACGAGCAGCGCUACAUCAUCCGCCUGCUCCUCAUCGUCCCCGUCUACGCCUUCGACUCCUGGCUCAGCCUCCUCCUCCUGGGAGGCCACCAGUACUACGUGUACUUCGACUCCGUGCGGGACUGCUACGAAGCCUUCGUCAUUUACAGCUUCCUGAGCCUCUGCUUCCAGUACCUGGGGGGCGAGAGUGCCAUCAUGGCUGAGAUUCGGGGAAAGCCCAUCCGGUCCAGCUGCGUCUACGGCACCUGCUGCCUGCGGGGCAUGUCCUACUCCAUCGGGUUUCUGCGCUUCUGCAAGCAGGCCACUCUGCAGUUCUGCGUCGUGAAGCCCGUCAUGGCCGCGGCCACCAUCGUCCUGCAGGCCUUCGGCAAAUACCACGAUGGGGACUUCAACAUCCACAGUGGCUACCUCUAUGUCACCCUCAUCUACAACGCCUCCGUCAGCCUGGCCCUCUACGCCUUGUUCCUUUUCUACUUCGCCACCAGGGAGCUCCUGCAGCCCUUUGAGCCCGUCCUCAAGUUCCUCACCGUCAAGGCCAUCAUCUUCCUCUCUUUCUGGCAGGGGCUGCUGCUGGCCAUCCUGGAGAGGUGUGGGGUCAUCCCUGAGGUCCAGGUCAUCGACGGGAGCAAGGUGGGGGCUGGCACGGUGGCCGCCGGCUACCAGAACUUCGUCAUCUGCAUCGAGAUGCUCUUCGCCUCCAUCGCCCUGCGCUGCGCCUUCACCUGCCAGGUGUACUCGGAGAAGAAAGAGGACUCGCCAGCCCCCACGGCUCCCAUGCAGAGCAUCUCCAGCGGCCUCAAGGAGACCAUGAGCCCGCAGGACAUCGUGCAGGACGCCAUCCACAACUUCUCGCCCACCUACCAGCAGUACACGCAGCAGGCCACGCACGAGGCCCGUGGGCCCGGCCCGGCCAGGGACCCCUCGUCCAGCACACACGCCGGCGCGGACGGUGGCUCCGGCAGGGGCCGGAAGAGCCGAAGCCUGGAGAAGAGGAUGCUGAUCCCCGCGGAGGAGCUGUAGGGGCCACCUGGCUGGGAACACGCAGGGCCCCUCGUCCACCGAUGCUCUUGCCGAAGGUCAGGCCCUACCGGGGGCCUCCGGUCAGGCCACCAGGGUCCCCUUCCCCUUCCUGCCUCGGGCCAGCGGAGUGGGUCGCUUGGUGGCCCUGCAAGGCGCCUGGGGGGCCCGAGACUCAAGAGGCUCUGCGCCUUUCUGACCAGCCCAGGGACCUGCGGGGCUCCCCGGGCCCUCGGCUCAGGCGGCCCCCUGGACGGACAGACCCCAGGCUGGCAGCUGUGGGGAAGGAUGGUCGGGGGCACCGGGCAGCCCUGGCCCCAGAGCCCUGAAGCUGCAGGCCACGCAGGCUGUGGGGGUGCGGGGCGUGGAGGAAGGGCCGAGGCAAGCCCCCCUCAGCUGCUUCCCCUGGGGGGCGCGCCUGCCGUGGGUCUGGGUGGUGCCGGGGCCACGGCGGAGGGUGUGGGCGUCCCAGGCAACCGCACUUCAUUAGACAUAAACAGCCUGGGUCUUCUAGCCACACUAGUGGCCUCUGUUCCUGCAGGCUCAGUGCUCUGAUGGAGGGACUGUGGGCCGGCAGAGGAGACCCGUGUGCUAAGUCUGCGUGUUGAGGGGAGGGCCCCGUCCCCCUUGGGGCCACGUUCAUAGCUCCGAGCAGGCAGGCGAAGAGCUGAGACUUGAGAUGGGAGGGCCGCCCUGUGCCUCAGCCUCCCUGCCAUCAGUCAGUGUGCCAAGCCCCAAGGCCGAGGAGAGGCUGGUACCUUCCCUGUGCUGGGCAGGAGCCCAGAGAGCUGGGGAGCCCCGGACAUGGGAGUGGACACGUGAGGGUGCCCAUAGGCCAAGGGGGACAUGCAGGGGCAGAACCUUGGUCCAUCCAGGGAGCCUGCAGCAUCAGCAGGGUAGUGGCAGGUGCAGGGCACUGGGCGGUGGCAGUGCCUACGGCAGGCAUAGGAUGCCAGGCGGCCCAUGGCAGGGGGCCCGGGCCACCGCCCAACCACCACCCUCCACGCUCCUGGCCGCCGGCUCCGUCACCAGGGAGAGUGAAUGGUGCUGAGGGUUUCAGGGACUCAGCAGGAAAGGAACGGGCCUACGGCGUCAGGCCAGAGGGGGUCACCCCUGCCCCCCUGCUUCCUGGGCCUGGGGACAUGGGACUCAAGGCCAGCAGCCUCUCCCAGGGCCCAGACCAGCUGCUCGGUAAGACAGGCAGGCCUCCUCCCUGCUGCGUGCCGGGAAGUCCCCACCUGGCUUAUGGUGCCCUCUGCCCACGGUCGCCCCAGCGAGGCUCCCGAGGCCGGGCCCCUGUGUCUCAGCCAGCCAGCUCGGGAGGGAGGUUUGCUGGAGGCGGUGGAUGGAGACAAGGUGCCGGCAGGUGAACCGGGGAGGCGGUGCCGCCCGGGUGGCUCCCCCUUUGAGGCCUGAGCUGCCCAAAGCUCUGUGUCUGGAGGACACGUGGGCCAGGGCCCCUUGUGCAGACGCAGACACGGCGAGGGUCGGGGCUGCAGGGCGCUCUCCGCCAGGCUCAGGCACCGGGGCAGCCUCGUCCAGGCUGGUGCUUCGGGAGCACCUGCUGUGCGCCAAGGCCCAAGCCAGCAAUGUCACACGCACAGGCUCCACGACAGCCUUGAAGCGGCUGAGGUUGAGCCACCUGCCGGAGGUCACGGGGCCAGCCAGAGCAGGGCAUUCGCCAGCUGGUCCCAGCCCCCACAGGCCUCUCUCUGGGGCCAGGCUUUUGUGACAAAGUGAGGCAGUGAGGGCACAGCCCUGUGCUCCUGAGCCUGCAGCGGGCACAGAGCCUCAGGCAGGUCAGAGGGGCGGCUAUCCCAGCCGUGCCACGGAGCCGAGUGAGGGUGCUUGGACCAGGGCACAGCAGGACAUCUUGCGGCCCAAUGAAAAGCGGGCUCCCUGAUGCCAGGCUGUACCACAUGGGGCUGGGAGCAGCCGAGGAGCUAAGCCACGGGCUGCGGCCGGGUUACCCAACUGUGCUGCCCUUGGUGUUCUCAUCUGUGAAGUGGCCCCAGCAACCCACACUACGGGGUGGCAGCCCCGAGAGCAGACGGGCAGCCUGGAGCCCCAGCCGGGCUGGGUCUGCGCCGCCUCCUUCACACCCACAGGCUGCUGCCAGUUCCGGCCCUGGUGCUGCCGUCCUGGGUUCCCAGGGAACAGGAGGCGGGGUGGGGGCUCUCCCAGGGCUCACGGGGGUCUGGCUUCGCUGGGGGAGACUGAGCAGGAGAGCUCUCUGGACUCAGGGCUCAGAGAGGGUAAGGAGCCGCCCACAACCACACGGAAGCAGGGGUGGGAUGCUUCCCAAGUGGCUGGCACAGAAACACAGGCCCCUGGUUCCUUCCAGAUGCCACCCUGGGCGGCUCAGGCAGAGGUGGCGGGAGGGCUGCCAAUGGUCAGAAACCGACAGCAGCUUUCUUUGCAAGUGUGACCCUCACUCAGAGGCGGGGGCCAAGCACGACCCACCGCACCCCGGGGUCAGGCCCCCUUCUGCAGGCCCAGGUUGGGGGGCCCCUGGCUCUGGCCCUCAGAGGAGUCGGCUUACCGGUUUUGCCCUCAGCCCCUGGCAGUCCUGUCUCUCCCAACCUGCAAGCUCAUCUCAGAGCCCCAGCCAAAGAAGGUGUCCAGGGAAAGGGGGCUGUGGACACCGACCACCCAGAAAGGGAGCCCGCCCUCCCCACAGCCCUGGCGACUGCCCCCGAGCAGCGUCCAACAUGGACCUCACGCCUGGGGGGCUACAGCGAUGGUUGGGAUGUGGAGGGGCCCCUGGUGGGAGGACUUGGCCCAAAGCGCCAACCCCGUGGCAAGACAGAGCUGAAACCAGAAAACUCUUUAUUGCAAAGGUACAAAAGCAUCACAGCAGAGAGAUGUACAGCAAUAAAUUAGGUGUGGCCGAGGGGAGCGGCGGGCACGGGCCACGCGUCGCACGGACAGGGCCACAACGUGGGGUCUCUUCUCAAUAAUUUAUAUCACGAUAAAAGCAGCACAAAAAUAAAUAUUGAAAUGGAA